Messenger RNA from Paramormyrops kingsleyae, 3757 nucleotides. RefSeq names its product TLR adapter interacting with SLC15A4 on the lysosome. NCBI's taxonomy places the organism in Eukaryota, Metazoa, Chordata, Actinopteri, Osteoglossiformes, Mormyridae. Gene Ontology annotation, biological process: regulation of toll-like receptor signaling pathway. The record is from RefSeq and is a predicted model, not a curated record.
AUACCUGAGUCAUUGUGACGGCGAUUUUGGACGUGCGUUGCAGGAUAAAAUCCCAGGUGGGGGAAUUGCUCUGAUACUUUGAGUAGCACUUAAGACUCCUUUGCAACCGUAAUCUAUCCGUGUAGCGCUAUUUGCCGUGGGGAGAGAUCCGUGCUGCGGAUCUUUAGCAAUCUAUUUAAUUUUUCUUUUUUAUCCAGUCAUUCCCCAAAAGUAGCGCCAAGAGAGUGAGGCUGAGCCAGAUUGCAAGUGCUGCUGUGCUUCGGAUCGGGACAAGCUUGGCUCCCUGUUAACAUGGGGAUUUCUGUACGCCGCCCCACCCAAUUCUUGAUUCGGGACACGUUUGUACCAGUUUAUUCAGAAAUGAAUCGCAUUCAUUAUUUCUGUUACAAAUUAGAAAGGAACAAAGUUUACCCAAACCAUAUGUCCCCGAUUCUCUUGAAAAUUCUGGUACAGGGUGACGGGUAAGAGUAAGACCCGGGAUCGGGGGUAGAAACUGUGGGGCUUUGGCGCAGCUGCGGCACCAAUAAACCGGCUGCUUCUCUGCGGCCCUGCUGUGUGUUUCACGUGGAGGGGAAUACAUGACUUGGUGUUUUUUGAAAUGCUGGAGUAAUUGUCUGUGUCUAAUCACGCAAUAUCCACAAGGGGAUUUUCUUCCUUUUCGUAAUCCGUGAGAAGACGCAGUUAUAAAGCUACACUAAUUACGCGAGACUAGUGUUUUUAUAAUUUAGAAGUAGAUCUGGCAUUUUCACCGAAUAGCCUCUAUAUUUAUGGGGAAUUUUAAAAGGAACAAAUAAAUAUGUAUAUUAAACGGAUGGAGGGCGAGAAUAGUUUCUAUUCUUUUCUCCCGUCGAAUAAGAGAAUGGAAUCUUUCAGUUUAUAAUAUGCAUGGAUAUGGCUGGAUUUGCAACAGUUUUUUAAAAUGAUCAUUUCUGCUUUAUCUUUUCUCAGUGAUAUUGAUACUGAAAUAGAAAUAGUUCAUUUCGAUGGCACAAGGUACCAUCCAUUUUUGUGAUUUACAAGCUAUAAAUGUAAAAUAUCCAUUUAAUGCAUUGAGGUGUAGUUAAUUAACUGUUAAUUAAGUGCUAAAUAUUUAUAUCUGGCUUGCACAUGCAUGCAAAUCUUGGCAUUGAGAGAAAGCAGACAGAAAUGGUUCAGUCUGGGCCAUGUGCAGUCUGCGGAACUGGUGAAUGACUUGGCUGGGGAGGGGCCACAUAUGCCAGAGGGGGAGGGGGGGGGCAGCCUCAGGAGGACCUCAUGGCGUGGGAGACAGGCAUGCAAGUCCAUGGCCAGAAAACCGUGACCUAAAAUGGAUGCCAGCUGCGGCAGGGGGGGCCGGCGGCAGGUGGAGGGAGGCACAGCCGUGGCUGGGCGGGGCCACAGCUUGUGGCCAUUUGGGGGGGGGCACAUGGAGCCGACAGGGAAGUCUGCCUGGGGUCUGAUGCCGUUGCCUAGGAAACAGAGCAUCUGGGGCUAGAAUGGUAGCCGGUUGCAGGAGACGAUAACAAACAGGAGCUAUUACUGCAAACCACAAAGGAGGGCUAUUUCAACAAUGACGCUGCUGACUCACCAUAGCCAUUAAUACCCCAGGAGAAGCUUCUUAGAGUUCAGGAGACGUCUAUUUAGCAAGAUGAGCAAAAAAGUGAACGUAAACAUGGCCGAAAUCCUAAGAAAAAAGCAAGGCUUUCAGGCAGAGGUAGAUAGUUCAGGUCCAGAAAGUAAAAAUCCAGACCAAGACUUUGUCUCAACCAAAAACUUGAGAAUAAAGCAUCACAGUCACAGAGUGCUCAACUGAUGGAACUAAAUCUUGGUCUGGAUUUGUACUUUCUGGACCCGGACUAUCCUCUUCUGGUUUCAGGAAGCCUCAGGGUAGAAUGUGACAGAUGCUAUGGUACAUUGUUCAUUGUGGGUGUCUGACAGACCAACUCAGAAGAAGCUGAGAAGGUCAUCAGGUAGGAUGGGAGGUCAGAUGAGCAAAAUAAGGGGCAGGUGUUGGUAAAGGGCAGGCGAGGGGCCUUCUAAGCAAAAGAGUGACCACAAAAGAGUGAUCACAAAAGAGUGAUCACAGUACGGCUUUCAUUGUCUUACAUAAUGUGGUUAUCAAAAAAAUAACCUGCAACUGAUUUUGUCCAUUACAAAGCCUGACAGUAUACAGAAUCCUAUGAUCCUAUGAUCACUCCCCCUUCCUCUGAUUAUGGCCACGCCCCAAAGUGGUCCAAAAACAAUAUUAGUCAGGUGUUCAUUCAUCCUUUAAGGCUCCGUGUUACAGACACCUAAAGGCUCUUCUUAAAAAAAGUUUAAAAGUAUCUGGGUGUAUAUUUCAGUGCCCACUGGUUCCUGUUUUUCUGCUGUGAAACAGUUUCAAGAGCUCCUCCUCCUCAGUGAGCAUUCAAAGACAGAUGACCGUAGCGCUGUGAGGGCGAAUGGCGACGUGAGCGGCGUAUCUGCUCUCCGCAUACCGGGCAGUGUCUUCCCUGUUGGGUCUCCAUCCAGAACUGCUGGUAUAAGAAGGAGGUGGUGGACAGGACACCCCCAAGCCCUAGCAUCAGAGGUACCCACACCUGCACUCACCCUGUCGAGGUCACCCCAGACCUCAUAAGGCUAAAAUAUCUCAAAGGUCAAGACAAGCCACCAGGCAUGUCAAAAGUUGUGGAGAACCUGAGCUCCAAGGUGUUGGCCCAACCAAGCCCCACCCUCUCCAUCCCUGGCACUGAGGGUCACCCCUACUGUGGACUGGAGCUCUACCGCUCCUGGUGCUGCCCCAGCUUUUGCAAAGAUUACCCCGAUCUGCAGCUGGGAGGGGACCUCAUUGGAGACAAGGCUUCAGAGAGCCCCAUCCUGGACGAUAAGGCCUACGGGGGCCCGUUUCUGAAGUCCGAGGAUUUGGCCGAGAUGGCGCCCCUGCUGCUGGAGCCGAUCUUCUUGGAUCCACAGUGUGAUGUGGCGCCCCCGGCUGGAGAGGCAGCAGACAGCAGCAUCAUCCUGUCAGGGGAGCCACAAUCUGAUUCGAUGCUCAACAGUUACCUGGAGAACAAGCAACUGGAGGUCUACUUGCAGCACCUACAGGACAUGCUGGCCCGGGGGGGCUCUUCACCCAGCAUGCUCCCUCCCAGCCUGGCCUCCCCUAAUCUGGCCCCGUCCACACCAGCCCUGUCCAGUCCCCUCCAGUUCAACCAGCCUCAAUCCACAGAACCUAGUGCAGUGGGUCCCCUGACCUCCCAGUCCAACACGGCUGUCAGCUCCCACUUCAGCUCUCCCAUGCUACGUAUCUCCAACUCUGACCCAGGGAAGAGGCAGCCUCCUCUCUGUCACUACGACCUGCAGGCGCCGUGCUCUACGAAGCCGGGUCAAAAUCCAAACCCUCGGAAGUCAUAUUUCUGGAACAGUAGAACACGAACCAUGAACAGCAGAGCACGCAAAGUGGGAAGAGAAAUCGAUACCGUUCUGUAUGAAUGGUCCGUCCUCCCUACAGCUGGAACCACGUAUUCUUCCCUGAAUUAAACUAAUAUAAGCGUGACAGUCACUCAGACACGAAGCCACAGAGAUGGGAAAAACGGGAACCUGUACAAGAAAGAAGAAAUUUGCUGAAUCUCAUUCUUUGUAAAGCAAGAUGCCUGUGGUUUACAGGAUUAUAACAGCACUGUAUUUUAAGAAAUGUGACACUAUCCAUUUAAUUUAGCCAUUGUGAUUUAAAUGUUAUAUAUAGUGUACGUAGAUAAUGUGUUUUACAAAAUAAAUACAAUCGUCUUGAUGUAAAAUA